AUGCAGAACCCGCACGAGACGAGCGUGGACACGGGAUCGAACUCUUACAAGGUGGACGUGUGCAAGCAAUCCUUCAAGUCCACCGCGCUGCGCCCUCAAGUGGGCCCAACCAAAGGGACAUAA
Molecule: messenger RNA, 123 nt
Organism: Ectocarpus siliculosus
Lineage: Eukaryota; Phaeophyceae; Ectocarpales; Ectocarpaceae
Source: the annotation of a GenBank genome assembly